AUGACCGACCAGAAGAAGGAUCUUCCCAAGAUCCGCGAUGAGGAGCGCGAACGCCGAUUUGGUACCGUCUUUGGUGUCUCCGGUCCCGUCGUCGUUGCCGAAAACAUGAUCGGUUCGAGCAUGUACGAGCUCGUCCGUGUCGGUCACGACGAGCUGGUCGGAGAGAUCAUCCGAAUCGACGCCGAUAAGGUCACCAUCCAGGUCUACGAAGAGACUUCCGGUGUCUCUGUCGGUGAUCCUGUGCUCAGCACCGGUAAGCCUCUCUCCGUCGAGCUCGGUCCCGGUCUCAUGGAGAACAUCUACGACGGUAUCCAGCGUCCUCUCGAAGGCAUCAUGAAGAAGAGCGGUGGUAUCUACAUUCCUAGAGGUAUCAACACCCAGGCUCUCGACCGUCAGCUCUCGUGGGACUUUACUCCCGGUCAGCUUAAGACGGGCGACCACAUCAGCGGAGGUGACAUCUUCGGUUCGGUCUACGAAAACGCGCUGCUCAAGGACCACAAGCUCAUGCUCGGACCCCGUGCUAUGGGUACCAUCACCCACAUUGCCGAGAAGGGAUCGUACUCGGUCGACGACGUCGUUCUCGAGACCGAGUUCCAGGGCAAGAAGCAGAAACACACCAUGCUGCAGAUCUGGCCCGUACGAGCUCCGCGUCCCGUCGCCGAAAAACUCACCGCCAAUAACCCGCUUCUCACCGGUCAACGUAUCCUCGACUCGCUCUUCCCUUGCAUCCAGGGUGGUACCACGGCCAUCCCGGGCGCUUUCGGAUGCGGAAAGACCGUUAUUUCUCAGGCGCUCUCCAAAUAUUCCAACUCGGACAUCAUCACCUACGUUGGUUGUGGCGAGCGUGGAAACGAGAUGGCCGAAGUGUUGGCCGAGUUCCCAGAGCUUACGCUCAUGAAAGAUGACGAGGAGUUCCCGAUUAUGAAGCGUACGACUUUGGUGGCCAAUACGAGUAACAUGCCAGUGGCGGCGCGCGAGGCGUCAAUCUACACGGGUAUCACGCUUUCCGAGUAUUUCCGAGACCAAGGCUACAACGUUGCCAUGAUGGCCGAUUCGACUUCGCGAUGGGCCGAGGCGCUUCGAGAGAUCUCAGGUCGUUUGGCUGAGAUGCCGGCCGAUUCGGGUUACCCUGCCUACCUGGGAGCCAAGCUGGCGAGUUUCUACGAGCGUGCUGGUAAGGUCGCCUGUCUCGGUUCGCCGGAGCGUGAAGGUUCGGUCUCGAUCGUUGGAGCUGUCUCUCCACCUGGUGGAGAUUUCUCGGACCCGGUCACCUCUGCCACCCUGGGUAUCGUGGGCGCCUUCUGGGGUUUGGACAAGAAGUUGGCGCAGCGCAAGCAUUUCCCUUCGGUCAACUGGGAUGUGUCGUACUCGAACUACAUCAACGCGCUCGAGCCGUACUACGAGAAGAACCGCCCAGGCUUCAUUGCGCUGCGAACCACCGCCAAGAGCAUGCUUCAGAAGGAUUCGGAUCUUGCCGAGAUCGUGCAGCUGGUUGGUAAGUCGGCGCUCGGUGAGGGCGACAAGGUGACGUUGGAUGUGGCCAAGAUCAUGAAGGACGACUACCUGCAGCAGAACGGUAUCUCGGAGUACGACGCCUACUGCCCCUUCUACAAGACGUCGGGCAUGCUCAAGAACAUGGUCGACUUCCACAACCAGGCGCAGGCUGCCAUCGCCAACAACCCGGACAUGACCUGGGCCAAGGUCAAGGAGCACUGCUCGGACGUCAUCUACCAGCUUACGCAGAUGAAGUUCGAGAGCCCCAAGGACGGAGAGGAGACCAUCACCAAGAAGUUCGACAAGCUCAACCAGGAUAUCACCGAGGCCUUCCGCACUCUCACCGAUUGA
Messenger RNA from Pseudozyma hubeiensis SY62, 1845 nucleotides. RefSeq lists its product as hypothetical. The record is from RefSeq and is a predicted model, not a curated record. The coding region runs from base 1 to 1845 and encodes 614 amino acids. The transcript has 2 exons. Lineage: Eukaryota; Fungi; Basidiomycota; Ustilaginomycetes; Ustilaginales; Ustilaginaceae. Gene Ontology annotation, biological process: ATP metabolic process; proton transmembrane transport. Gene Ontology annotation, cellular component: fungal-type vacuole membrane; proton-transporting V-type ATPase, V1 domain. Gene Ontology annotation, molecular function: proton-transporting ATPase activity, rotational mechanism; ATP binding; ATP hydrolysis activity.